Molecule: messenger RNA, 1395 nt
Organism: Caenorhabditis angaria
Lineage: Eukaryota; Metazoa; Nematoda; Chromadorea; Rhabditida; Rhabditidae
Source: the annotation of a GenBank genome assembly
AUGGCACCUGCUGAAAAGUACAGUAAUCUGGUGAAUCUAUUUGUUUCCAAUAAUUAUUUUUCUUCAGAGUAGCAGAGGAGGAUGUUGUUCUUCCAUAUUUCCAUGGAGCACUCAUGGAUCAAGAUUCGGAUCAAUUAUUAGUGGUAAGUGACUAUUGAACAUUGGCUUAUUCUAAUUCAAACAUAUGUUUUUCAGAAUGAAGGAGAUUAUAUGAUUGUGACAAAAAUGUUAUCAGAAAUGAAUAAAAAUGUAUAUUAUUUGGCAGUUCGAACCAAAAAAGGAAUACGAAGAUAUGAAAUAAAAAGAACAGCAAAUAAUGCAAAAUUAAUGACGAAAACUGCGCCAAAUAUUGGAAAAUUAAUAGAUUCAUUGAAAGUUGAACCAAUUGAAGUAAAAGGUGAAAAAAUAUUGUUGAAAAGAGCGAUUCCAAAAGGAAAAUUCCAAUUAAUGCAUAGAGAUGUUAAUUUCAAAAAGAAAAUUGGUUCUGGUGCAUAUGGUACUGUAUAUCGAGGAAGAUUAGUUAAAUCGAAUACUAUAAUUGCUGUAAAAAAGUUAGAUACAGAAGGAACUGAUGAAGAAGGUUUGGCUGAAAUGAUGAAAGAAGCACGCGUUAUGCAAUUAUAUGAUCAUCCAAAUAUUGUCAAGUUUUAUGGUUUUAUUUUGGACGAUAUACCAUAUCUUUUAGUUUUGGAAUAUUGUAAUGGUGGAAGUGUUGAAGAUCGAUUGAGAGAUCGACCAAAUAAAACAACUGUACAAAAUAGAAUUGAUAUGGUUGUUCAAGCAUCUUGUGGAUUAGAAUAUUUACAUAAAAAGAAGUUGGUUUAUAUUUGUUUUCUUAAAGAUUUAAAACAAUUUUUCUAGCUGUAUUCAUCGUGAUAUUGCAACUCGUAAUUGUUUAAUACAUCUUGGAACUGUAAAAAUGGCUGAUUUUGGAAUGUGUCGCGCAACAUCUGUAUAUAAAGUUGAUUUAUCAAAACCUUUAAAUGUUCGAUGGUUAGCACCCGAAGUUUGGGAAAUUGGGGAAACUCGUUUUAACACGGAUAUUUAUGCAUUUGGUGUGAUGAUUUGGGAAAUGUUUGAAAAUCCAUAUAAAUCACCAUAUUCGGAAUGGAAAGCUUAUACUGUGAAGGUGAUUCUCUCUUGAUCAGAAAACGUUCUAUUUUCGAAAUAAAAAUAUUUCAGCAAAAAGUUCGCGCUGGUUAUCGUAUGCCUCCACAUCCAACAAUGCCUGCUGAAUUAGCUGAAAUAAUGGAAGAAGCUUGGAAUCAUAAACCGGAAAAAAGACCGAAUGCUGAAAAAUUGAGAGAAAAAUUGGAGGAUAUGAGAGGCGCAUUAGAUGCUGGAACACCGCAGAAAUAUGAUAAAACAGAUAAAUCGACAAUCAAAGAUGAGUAA